Molecule: messenger RNA, 559 nt
Organism: Mus caroli (Ryukyu mouse)
Lineage: Eukaryota; Metazoa; Chordata; Mammalia; Rodentia; Muridae
Gene: Leap2
Product: liver enriched antimicrobial peptide 2
Biological process (GO): defense response to bacterium; antimicrobial humoral immune response mediated by antimicrobial peptide
Source: RefSeq, a predicted model, not a curated record
GCAACCAUGAGAAAGGCAGAUAGAUGUCGGUCUAUAAAAGGAAACGGGAACUGCUCCCUGGCUUUCAGGCUCCAACAUCAUUCUUUUGCCAAGAUGCUACAGCUAAAACUCUUUGCAGUGCUCCUGACUUGUCUGCUGCUGCUGGGUCAGGUCAAUAGUUCGCCAGUACCAGAAGUGAGUGCAGCAAAGAGGUCCCGGAGAAUGACCCCAUUUUGGAGAGGGGUUUCCCUCAGGCCCAUUGGUGCCUCAUGCCGGGAUGACUCUGAGUGUAUCACAAGACUAUGCAGAAAAAGACGCUGUUCCCUAAGUGUGGCCCAGGAGUGAUGUCCAUACUGGGGAAGAGUCACCUCCAACAGUGCUCCGUUCUGGGGAAUAUUGUUAACGACAUUUUGGUUGGAGAUAGAUAAGUGAAGUAAUCUUUGUUUUUAAUAUUUAAAAACAGAUACUUGCUUUAAACUGGUCUCCAUUUCUUAUUAGAAUGUUGUUGUUGAUUUGUAUAUAGACAUAACUUUGUCAGAGUUUAUUUUUCUAUAAAUACUAUUAAAUGUCUCAAAUCUAA